Messenger RNA from Mangifera indica (mango), 1144 nucleotides. RefSeq names its product transcription factor bHLH51-like. The transcript is spliced from 2 exons. The record is from RefSeq and is a predicted model, not a curated record. NCBI's taxonomy places the organism in Eukaryota, Viridiplantae, Streptophyta, Magnoliopsida, Sapindales, Anacardiaceae. Gene Ontology annotation, molecular function: DNA-binding transcription factor activity; protein dimerization activity. Gene Ontology annotation, biological process: regulation of DNA-templated transcription. The coding region runs from base 206 to 994 and encodes 262 amino acids.
UUUCUUUCAUAUUGAGGUUGACAGCCGGAUAGAGCCAAAAACCAGUUUUCCUUUGACCAAUUAAAAAUUACUAGAUAUCACACCAGUCACCAUCAGGACAUGAAGUUCACACAUUAUUAGAGCAAAAAUAGUACUCAAGAGGCCUGUUAAAGCUGAGAAUUGAUGAAGUUGCAGAUAGAUUCACUCUGCAACUUUCUUUCUUAAGAUGGAAAACAGUUAUAAUUCUUGUUGGCCUGAUGCCUCCAAUUUGGCUAACUUCAGCUUUUCGCUGAACAAUGAAUCUUCCUUUGUAGCCCCAUGGCAGCAGUUUCAUGAAUUUCCUCCACAAUUCUCGGCUUCGAACUCAACACAGUUUCAUGAAUUUCCUUCAGGGUCCAAUCCAGUCUCCGAAGGCCGAUCCACAACUGCUUCCAAGAGCCACAGCCAAGCCGAAAAGAGGCGCAGGGACCGGAUCAAUGCUCAGCUUUCAACUCUUAGAAAGCUCAUCCCCAAGUCUGAUAAGAUGGACAAAGCGGCACUACUGGGGAGUGUGAUAGAACAUGUGAAAGAUCUGAAGCUAAAAGCUAUGGAAGUAAGCAAGGCAUUCACAAUACCAACAGAAGUAGAUGAAGUUACUGUCGAUUGUGAUGUUGCACAAUUUGCAAACCCCACCAAUACUAAUCAUGUAAACAAAAGCAAAAGCAACAACAACGUUUUAAUCAAGGCUUCAGUGUGCUGUGAGGAUCAACCGGAACUGUUCAGAGAAGUCAUCAGAGUCCUCAAGGGCCUCGGACUCACCACAGUUAAAGCUGAUAUUGCCACUGUAGGAGGAAGAAUCAGAAGCAUCUUGGUACUCUGCAACAAAGAUAGUGAUCAACAAAGUGUUCCUUUAAACACUUUAAAACAAUCACUUCACUUGGUUUUGAGUAGAUUGUCUUCUGCAACUACGGCUUCUAACUUUCGCAUUAGAAGCAAAAGGCAGAGGUUGUUCUUGACUCCUCAUAUCUCUCAAUAAAUACAUAAUAUUAGCUAAUAGUCCUGCAAUUUGCUUCCAAUCAAAUUAUAAAACUAUAUGUAUUUGUAUAUAUGAUUGAGUAUGUAUCGUAAUGUCACGAGAUGAUUUUGGAAUGAGAAUAAAGUAAUAUUCAUAACCUUCUAAUUCUCA